Lepus europaeus (European hare) is the source of this 1509-nucleotide messenger RNA. It is a transcript of the gene SNX20, whose product is annotated as sorting nexin 20. Bases 97 to 1047 code for a protein of 316 amino acids. Gene Ontology annotation, cellular component: early endosome membrane. Gene Ontology annotation, molecular function: phosphatidylinositol phosphate binding. The transcript has 4 exons. Lineage: Eukaryota; Metazoa; Chordata; Mammalia; Lagomorpha; Leporidae. The record is from RefSeq and is a predicted model, not a curated record. Gene Ontology annotation, biological process: protein transport.
UCAACUGACUACUCGGAACCGAGAGCUGAGAGUGCCAUGUGACACUGCCCUGGACCCCUGGACGCGCACAGGGCCCACAGGCCUCAGCCCCGGAGCAUGGCAAGCCCCGAGCACCUUGGGAGCCCUGGCUGGACAGCACCUGUGACCCAGUGUGCAGCAAGGACCAAGCAGGAAGCACCCGCCACUGGCCCUGGCCUCCCACAUCCGGGACCUGCAGGGCACUCAGACACGCACAGCAGGCCGAGCUCCAACUCCAGCAUGACCACGCGGGAGCUGCAGGAGCACUGGCAGAACGAGAAAUGCCACUGUAAGCCUGUCAAACUGCUCUUUGAGAUUGCUUCUGCACGCAUCGAGGAGAGAAGGGUCUCCAAGUUUGUGAUGUAUCAGAUCGUGGUCAUCCAGACCGGGAGCUUCGACGGCAGCAAGGCCGUGCUGGAGCGGCGCUACUCGGACUUCGAGCGGCUGCAGAAAGCCCUCCAGAAGUCGUUCAGGGAGGAGCUGGAAGACGUGGCCUUCCCCAAGAAGCGCCUGACGGGCAACUUCACCGAGGAGAUGAUCAGCGAGCGCAAGCAGGCGCUCAAGGAGUACCUGGGGCUGCUCUACGCCAUCCGCGGCGUGCGCCGCUCGCGCGAGUUCCUCGACUUCCUGACGCGGCCCGAGCUGCGCGAGGCGUUCGGCUGCGUGCGCGCGGGCCGCUAUGCCCAGGCGCUGGAGCUGCUGGCGCGCGUGCUGCCGCUGCAGCAGAAGCUCACGGCGCACUGCCCGGCCGCCGCCGUGCCCGCGCUCUGCGCCGUGCUCGUGUGCCACCGCGCGCUCGAGCGCCCCGCCGACGCCUUCGCCGCCGGCGAGCUGGCGCUGCAGUGCCUGCAGGCGCGCGAGGGCCACCGCUACUACGCGCCGCUGCUCGACGCCAUGGUGCGCCUGGCCUACGCGCUGGGCAAGGACUUCGUGUCGCUGCAGGGGCGCCUGGAGGAGAGCCAGCUCCGCAAGCCCGCGCCGCGGGGACUCACGCUCAAGGAGCUCACGGUGCGCGAGUAUCUGAACUGAGCCGCGGGCGCGGGCGAUCCGGGCCCCUCGGCGCGGCGCGCGGGACUCAGGACCAGCUCCUCCUCUGCGCCUCCAGUGCCUGCACGGAGCAGAGAUGCUCCCGGGACCCCUGGGAAGGCUCCGCUGUGCCCCGUGUGCCCUCGCUGCCAGCUGCCAGGCCUAUCUCAUCUCACACCGCAGACCCAGAUGCCGGAACUUGGGGGGAGUGGGGUGGGCAGCUUGGCACAAGCAUCGCUUGGGACGCCCGCGUGCCCUAUGGGAGUGCCUAGGUUCCAGUCCCGGCUCCACUCCCAAUUCCAGCUUCCUGCUCGUGCAUACGCUGAGAUGAUGGCGCAAGCACGCAAGGCCCUGCCACGCACGUGGGAGACCUGGAUUGAGUUCCACGCGCCUGGCUUCCACCAAGCUCAGCUCUGGCUGUUGCAGGCAUUUGGGGAAUGAACCAGCAAAUGAAAGUUUCUCUCU